AUGCAGAGAGUCCAGGAGGAGAAUCCGCAGAAAGGAUGGGUAUGUAGCUUUGCCUUAAUCUCUUUACAGAGUUAAUAGAAAAAACUAGAAAAAGCCAAGAAAACGGACGCUGGUAAGCGUUUCAAUGGUGAAAUAUUGAAAAUGUGUUUCCUCGGGCGUCCGCAUAUUAAAAAUGAGGUGGGGGGAAAAAACUUCUAAGGAUAUAAAAAGUUGCAGGAUUUUCAUGCGAUGAAUAUCAUCAUCCUUCUCACACUUUUACAAUAUAAAAAGAGACUUCUUUAAAGAUACAUUUUUUCGGUUUUCCUUUUUGUGUAGUUCAAUAAAGACACCAAAGUUCAAGAACGACCAUAUAGUUCAACAACUACACGAGUUCAGAAAAUGACACGAGUAUCAAUGUAUGUUUAUUAGGUAAUGUCAAGGCAGGGGAUCUACUGGGAGUGGGAGUGCAGGGGCAUCAGUUUAAUUUUCAAUCAUUGAUGCUUUUUAACUUACUUGGACUCCAUGCUAUUGUCAGUUACAUCAAGUGACACUGUCCAGUUCCAACAAUCUUCGGGGCCUGCUCGUACAGUUUUAUCACCCAGCUUGUACAGUUUUAUCACCCAGCUGAUGUAGCUUUGUGGUAAUUUCUCAGUAGGCGUAACUUAGUAAAGACCCAAUCGUUCCAUGACUAUAGGUGGUCCAUUAUAAUAGCUCUAAAGCCCCUCUUUAAAAUUUGCUGUUGUACUGCCUCUGCUGAUAUAUUUCACAUAGCCUUGCCUUUUAGCUAUUGGUUUAAGAUUAGAAAUCAGUCUUUGGAUUAUCCUGAUAGGUUGCUUGAAGUUACAAAAAUUUAUAAUUCAAGGGAGACAUAUUUUUUUACCAUUGCUUGGGGGGGGGGGCGGGGGUGGUGUUUGUGGUUUAAUGUGAAGUUUAGGGAGUAGGUGAGGAAAACCAUUAUAACAUCUGAUUUAAGAGAUGCUUAACAAAUAAUUAGGGAUUUUAAGUGAUAAUAUUGCCUUUAUUUAUUUUGUUUUGACCUUUGUAUAUAUAAAUAAUCUCUUUUUAUCUGACUGAUUUUACAAUUAGGUGCUUCCUUAGUUGGGAAUACUCUGUAGAUGAUGAGAAAAAACAAGCAGUGUAUGAUGGAGGAGGUGCUGCUUACUAG
Porites lobata is the source of this 1144-nucleotide messenger RNA. The record is from the annotation of a GenBank genome assembly. NCBI's taxonomy places the organism in Eukaryota, Metazoa, Cnidaria, Anthozoa, Scleractinia, Poritidae.